Ochotona princeps (American pika) is the source of this 1801-nucleotide messenger RNA. RefSeq names its product mab-21 like 2 (gene MAB21L2). The record is from RefSeq and is a predicted model, not a curated record. The transcript has a single exon. Bases 676 to 1755 code for a protein of 359 amino acids. Lineage: Eukaryota; Metazoa; Chordata; Mammalia; Lagomorpha; Ochotonidae.
AAGCGCGCGCAGCCUGAGUUGCGCUUCGCUGCUGGCCGGACAUUAAUUACGUCUUUCACCUUGCAUCUGGGGGAUGGUGAGGAAGGAAGGCACUCACCUAACCUAAGUGUGGAGAAGUCCUAUCAGCAACGGGAAGAAGUGUAAGAACCAACCGCUGAAUGUUUCUCAUUUAUUUUUAAAUUUUUUUCCUCGGGCAUUUAAAGACCUCGUUUCCAGAUUUCCGGGGGGGUAAUCUCGGCUGCAGACUUCUAAGCCUAACCUCUUGGUAACCUGAAUUUUCCUCUCUCGCACCCACUCCCCGAGCCCACCCGGGUUUCCCUGCCUCCUUCGCACAAGGCCAUCUUUACUUUGCAAAGCAACAGAAAGACCAAAAAAUCAGGCCCAGCAGGUACUCUUCUUUCAAAAAAAAAAAAAAUCACCUUGAUUUCUAACCUCCUCACGCCCGCAAUUUUUCUGCUGAGGAACUAAAAAUAUUUCGAAAAAAGGAAAAAGGAGGAGGCGGCAACGGGCUGUGGCCGCAACCGGUCAGCCCAGCUGGACAGCAGAGUGUAAAGUGGGGAUUAGGGGGAGCACACCGCCUCUUUGGAGAGCCGCAGGGCCACCACCCGUGUGUGAGCCUUGGAUCCCUCAACGUACUGCGAGACGCCGGUGUACAGCCCGGACCUGUGCCCCAACAUGAUCGCCGCGCAGGCUAAGCUGGUCUACCAGCUCAAUAAGUACUACACCGAACGCUGCCAGGCGCGCAAGGCGGCCAUCGCCAAGACCAUCCGCGAGGUCUGCAAAGUGGUCUCCGACGUGCUGAAGGAAGUGGAGGUGCAAGAGCCGCGCUUCAUCAGCUCCCUGAGCGAGAUCGAUGCACGCUAUGAGGGGCUCGAGGUCAUCUCGCCCACGGAAUUCGAGGUGGUGCUCUACCUCAACCAGAUGGGCGUCUUCAACUUCGUGGAUGACGGCUCGCUGCCCGGCUGCGCCGUGCUCAAGUUGAGCGACGGGCGCAAGCGGAGCAUGUCCCUCUGGGUCGAGUUCAUCACGGCGUCCGGCUACCUCUCGGCGCGCAAGAUCCGCUCGCGCUUCCAGACGCUGGUGGCCCAGGCGGUGGACAAGUGCAGCUACCGGGAUGUGGUCAAGAUGAUCGCUGACACCAGCGAGGUCAAGCUGCGCAUUCGCGAGCGCUACGUGGUGCAGAUCACGCCGGCGUUCAAGUGCACCGGCAUCUGGCCUCGCAGCGCGGCGCAGUGGCCCAUGCCCCACAUCCCCUGGCCCGGCCCCAACCGCGUGGCGGAGGUCAAGGCCGAAGGGUUCAACUUGCUGUCCAAGGAGUGCUACUCGCUGACCGGCAAGCAGAGCUCGGCCGAGAGCGAUGCCUGGGUGCUGCAGUUCGGGGAGGCAGAGAACCGGCUGCUGAUGGGCGGCUGCCGGAACAAGUGUCUGUCGGUGCUCAAGACGCUGCGGGACCGCCACCUGGAGCUGCCGGGCCAGCCGCUCAACAACUACCACAUGAAGACGCUGCUGCUGUACGAGUGCGAGAAGCAUCCGCGCGAAACGGACUGGGACGAGGCUUGCCUGGGCGACCGGCUCAACGGCAUCCUCCUGCAGCUCAUCUCCUGCCUGCAGUGCCGCCGCUGCCCUCACUACUUCCUGCCCAACCUCGACCUCUUCCAGGGCAAACCCCACUCGGCCCUGGAGAGCGCUGCCAAGCAGACCUGGAGGUUGGCCAGGGAAAUUCUCACCAAUCCCAAAAGCCUGGACAAGCUAUAAGGGUGCUGAGGACAGCUUGAAAAGCGACGCUAACGGGCGUGCUCUC